AUGUGUGCCUUCCGUCUGGGUUAUCUUUUUUUUUUUUUUUUAUUUUUUUUUUUUACUUUUUCACUCACUUUAUCCACUUUCUCGUAUGGGUGCUCUCACUUUGCCCAUGCGCGCAUACUCACCUUAACGGUUGUUGUACACAACAGUUCUAUAAUUAUCCCAUUUGUCGGCUUAAAAUCGGAUCAAACCUUCCCAAAAUUGAUCAGUUGCAGAUGCUUGCCGAUUAAGACGUCCCCUGAAAAAUCCCCAAUGCACCGCUGCCUAUUGCCAUUAUGGAAGAGCCAAUUAUUCCAAAAGACCCGACGUUUAUCUUCGAUCGACGCUCGUCUCCUAAACAACCUUAGAUCUAAACCUUAG
Molecule: messenger RNA, 357 nt
Organism: Dujonia railenensis
Lineage: Eukaryota; Fungi; Ascomycota; Pichiomycetes; Serinales; Debaryomycetaceae
Source: the annotation of a GenBank genome assembly